This is a messenger RNA of Clupea harengus (Atlantic herring), 717 nucleotides long. RefSeq names its product neural cell adhesion molecule 1-like (gene ncam1b). Gene Ontology annotation, cellular component: neuronal cell body; axon; plasma membrane. Gene Ontology annotation, biological process: homophilic cell-cell adhesion; synapse organization. The annotation marks the transcript as partial. Gene Ontology annotation, molecular function: axon guidance receptor activity; protein binding. NCBI's taxonomy places the organism in Eukaryota, Metazoa, Chordata, Actinopteri, Clupeiformes, Clupeidae. The transcript is spliced from 4 exons. The record is from RefSeq and is a predicted model, not a curated record.
GUUCUCCUGGUUCUCAUGUUCUCCUGGUUCUCAUGUUCUCCCUAUGCAGAUGCCCCUAAGAUCCUGGGUUCUGUGACGGUGUACACGUGGGAGGGGAACCCCGCUAACAUCAGCUGUGAGGUUCUAGCACAUCCCAGCGAUGUGUCUUUAUACUGGCUCCAAGAUGGCGUCCAGCUGCCCAACCCCAACACCACCAACAUCAAGAUCUACAACACACCCUCGGCCAGCUUCCUGGAGGUGACCCCUGAAUCUCAAAAUGACUUUGGGAGCUACAACUGCACAGCCUCCAACGAGAUCGGCACCGAGUCCAAAGAAUUCAUCCUCAUUCAGGCCGACGUGCCGUCGUCUCCCUCGGUGGAGGUGGUGGAGUCGUACUCCAGCUCAGCGCAGGUGGACUUCCUGGAGCCGGAGGCGUCGGGGGGCGUGGCCAUCCUCAAGUACCGCGCCGAGUGGAGGGUGGAGAACGCGGGCAAAUGGGCACAGCGCGUCUACGAGGCCAAAGACGGUGCGGGCACUAUCACCAUCACGGGUCUGAAGCCAGAGACCCACUACGAGGUCAAGAUGUCCGCCAUCAACGGCAAGGGGGAGGGAGAGAGCAGCAUGCCCACUGUCUUUAAGACUCAGCCUGUCCGUAAGUACACACACACACACACACACACACACACACACACACACACACACGAACACUGCCCACUGUCUUUAAGACUCAGCUUGUCC